Thermothielavioides terrestris NRRL 8126 is the source of this 3699-nucleotide messenger RNA. RefSeq lists its product as uncharacterized. The transcript has 3 exons. Gene Ontology annotation, molecular function: zinc ion binding; SNARE binding. Gene Ontology annotation, cellular component: COPII vesicle coat; endoplasmic reticulum exit site. Lineage: Eukaryota; Fungi; Ascomycota; Sordariomycetes; Sordariales; Chaetomiaceae. Bases 311 to 3385 code for a protein of 1024 amino acids. The record is from RefSeq and is a predicted model, not a curated record. Gene Ontology annotation, biological process: COPII-coated vesicle cargo loading; endoplasmic reticulum to Golgi vesicle-mediated transport; intracellular protein transport.
GGCGGUCCCGCACCGCAACAUGCAAGUGGGACGCUGCGGACAACACCCAAGAGAGCCAAAAGACAUCGAUUCGUCUCGGUUCGGGCCACCUUGCGCAAAUACACCAAUAGUGUACUGUACAUCCGCACGCGGACGCGGGGCACUGUCAAUUCCCGACCUCGUUCGAUUAUGAGGCUGGCCGACGUGAACGUCAACGUCUUGUGCGAAAGCGGCCCCCGGUGACAAUCCUGAGACGCAGCGACGCAGCGACGCAGCGACGCAGAGAAGUGUCUCCAUCGGGAGUUGAUGCGCGUUGUUGCCACCGACUGCGAUGGCCGAUUACUCCAUGUACCACGCCCUGGGCCAGGGCGAGCUGCUCGAUCCCAACGACCCGAACCGCACGACCCAGCCCGCCCCGCCGCAGUUCCAACCCCCCGUCGCGACGAACCCCUACGAACAAGUCGCCGGCCCGCAGCAGUACUAUGGCGGACCGUCCCCUCCCCAGGCACCCGGAGGAUACGCGCCUCCCCAGGCGGGCGGCUACUUCCCAGCCCAGCAACAACCCCCGGCCGACGAUGCUGGCUUGGCCGCCCAGAUGGGCGGCAUGACGCUGGGGGCCGACACAUCCCACGGGACCGUCAGAAAGAAGAAGAAGGACCGCCACGCAUAUCACACGGUUGAGGCACCCGGGGGCUCGUCCCAGCCCUUCAAUGGGAUGCCCCCAGCCGGCACCCCCGCCACGGCCUACCUCAACGCCGAUCCUUCGGUGGCCGCCGCCCGCUACGGCGCCCCCCGGAUACCCCCUCAGACCAGCCAAUUCCCGGCCGCCGUCAGCCCGAGCUUCUCCCCAACCCCGGCGUCGCCCGCCGAGUUUGCCGCGAGGAGUGGCUAUGCCGACGCCGCGGCCCCCGCGUCAACCAUGGUCGCCGCCCCGGGGCAGAAUCGCGUGUCGCCGGACGAGAUGCCUAGCGUGCCCCUCUCCCGGGACUCUGUCCAGCAGUACUUCCUCACCAACGUGUACCCCACCUUCGAGCGUCUGGUCCCUCCUCCAGCCACCGUUUCGUUCGUCGCCUUUGACCAGGGCAAUGCCUCGCCCAAGUAUGCGCGCCUCACCCUGAACAACAUCCCUGCCACCGCCGAAGGGCUGCGGAGUACAGGCCUGCCCCUCGGUCUCAUCCUGCAGCCGCUGGCUCCACUCCAGGCUGGCGAGCUCGAGAUCCCCGUUCUGGACUUUGGCGACGCUGGCCCCCCACGCUGCCACAGGUGCCGCGCCUACAUCAAUCCCUUUAUGAUGUUCCGCUCCGGCGGAAACAAGUUUGUCUGCAACCUCUGCGGCUAUGCCAACGACACCCCCCCAGAGUACUUCUGCGCCACCAGCCCGCAGGGCGUCCGCGUCGACCGCGACCAGCGGCCCGAACUGACGCGAGGGACGGUCGAGUUCGUCGUGCCCAAGGAAUACUGGACGCGACAGCCCGUUGGGCUGCGCUAUCUCUUCCUGAUCGACGUAACACAAGAGUCCUUCAACAAGGGCUUCCUCGAAGCUUUCUGCGACGGAAUUUUGCGAGCCCUGUACGGCGCCGAGGACGACGAGGACAAGGAUGAAAACGGCGAGGUCAGGCGGAGGAUACCGGCCGGCGCCAAGGUCGGCUUCGUCACGUUUGAUAAGGAAGUGCACUUCUACAACGUCAGCCCGGCAUUGGAGCAAGCCCAGAUGAUGAUCAUGCCGGACAUCGAGGAUCCUUUCGUCCCGCUCAGCGAAGGACUGUUCGUGGAUCCUUACGAGUCCAAGGCGGUGAUUAGCUCCCUGUUGACUCGGCUGCCGCAAAUGUUCUCCACCAUUAAGAACCCCGAGCCGGCCCUCUUGUCGACCCUGAAUGCCGCAGUAGCCGCCCUGGAGCAAACUGGAGGCAAGAUCUUCUGCUCCCUCUCUGCCCUCCCCACAUGGGGCCCUGGCCGCUUGUUCUUGAGGGACGAUGGCAAGCACCCCGGCGGCGAACCUGACAAAAAGCUGUUCAGCACUGAGCACCCCGCUUGGAGGAAAACGGCCGAGAAGAUGGUUUCCGUCGGCGUGGGCGUUGACUUCUUUAUGGCGGCCCCAUCAGGCGGUUACCUAGACAUCGCAACAGUCGGCUAUGUGUCUGCGACCACUGGUGGCGAGGUGUUCUACUAUCCCAACUUCAUAGCGCCUCGGGACAACACCAAGCUGUCAUUGGAAAUCAAGCAUUCGGUGACUCGCGAGACGGGCUACCAAGCCCUGAUGAAAGUCAGAUGCUCCAACGGCCUGCAGGUGUCAGCCUACCACGGCAACUUCGUGCAGCACACCUUCGGCGCCGACCUCGAGAUCGGCGUCAUCGACGCCGACAAGGCGAUCGGCGUGACCUUCGGCUACGACGGGAAGCUCGACUCGAAGCUCGACGCGCACUUCCAGGCGGCCCUGCUCUACACAUCCGCCUCAGGCCAGCGGAGAGUCAGGUGCAUCAACGUCAUCGCCGGGGUCAGCGAGAAUGCUCGCGACAGCAUCAAGUUCAUCGAUCAGGAUGCCGUCUACACGACGCUCGCCAAGGAGGCCUCCACCAAGCUGGCCACCACGUCCAGCACGCUCAAAGACGUCCGCCUCAGCCUGACCGAAAAGACGAUCGACGUGCUGGCCAACUACCGCAAGAACUUCCUCUCACAGGCGCACCCGCCCAGCCAGCUCGUCAUGCCCGAGCGGCUUAAGGAGUUCUCCAUGUACAUGCUCGGCCUGCUCAAGUGCCGCGCCUUCAAGGGCGGCAGCGAGACCACGGACCGGCGGGUGCACGAGAUGCGUCUCAUCCGCUCCAUGGGCCCGCUCGAGCUGAGCCUGUACCUCUACCCGCGCAUGAUCCCAAUCCACAACCUGCAGCCCGAGGAAGGCUUCCCGGACCCGCAGACGGGCCACCUGCGCAUGCCGCCCAGCAUCCGCACCUCCUUCUCCCGCGUCGAGCCCGGCGGCGUCUACAUCGUCGACAACGGCCAGCAGACCCUGCUGUGGUUCCACGCGCAGACCUCGCCCAACCUGAUCGCCGACCUCUUCGGCGAGGACAAGACGUCGCUGCAGAGCCUCGACGCCUACACGUCGACCCUGCCCGUGCUGCAGACGCACCUGAACGCGCAGGUCCGCAACAUCCUCGAGUUCCUCCGCACCAUGCGCGGGUCCAAGGGCCUGACGAUCCAGCUGGCCCGGCAGGGGAUCGACGGCGCCGAGUACGAGUUCGCGCGCAUGCUGGUCGAGGACCGGAAUAACGAGGCGCAGAGCUAUGUCGACUGGCUGGUGCAUCUCCAUAAGGGCGUGCAGUUGGAGCUUGCGGGUCAGCGGAAACGGGAGGACACGACCGAGUCCUCGGCCCUGUCGGGCUUUAGUGGGCUAAGGCCAUCAUAUUGGUAGACGCUGCGGGGCGUGAGUCGCGUUGGGAGGAGAAUGAUGGAUAGGUAAAUUGGGCGGCGGCUAGGGAGUCGAUCGAGUACAUACGCCUGAUACAGUCGGGAUCGAGAGCCCAGCCUCGAACGAGAUGGUAGAUACCAAAAAUGCGAUGCAGUAUGAUAUGAUACGACAAUCAACAUUUGGACGGCGUGGGUUUGUUACUGCCAUGCUAGGCCUGCCGGACGGGACGCCCUCUGACGCGGUGUCUUCCUCGAAUUCUAGCAAUCCACUCUGACUCCCUUCCCCUGUCAUGGGCCUUCCUUUCCUUCUCUUCUUCC